GUCAGCGACUGCAUCAACGUGGCCGACGACGCCAUCGCCGCCAUCUCGCAGCUCCUGCCCAACCUCACCGAGCUCAACCUGCAAGCCUACCACGUGACGGACACGGCGCUCGCCUACUUCACCGCCAAGCAAGGCUACACCACCCACACCCUCCGCCUCAACUCCUGCUGGGAGAUCACCAACCAUGGCGUGGUCAACAUGGUCCACAGCCUGCCCAACCUGAGCGUCCUCAGCCUCUCGGGCUGCUCCAAGGUGACGGAUGACGGCGUGGAGCUGGUGGCCGAGAACCUGCGGAAGCUGCGCAGCCUCGACCUCUCCUGGUGCCCUCGCAUCACCGACAUGGCCCUGGAGUACAUCGCCUGCGACCUGCACAAGCUGGAGGAGCUGGUGCUUGACAG
Messenger RNA from Tauraco erythrolophus (red-crested turaco), 398 nucleotides. The record is from RefSeq and is a predicted model, not a curated record. Lineage: Eukaryota; Metazoa; Chordata; Aves; Musophagiformes; Musophagidae.